This is a messenger RNA of Manihot esculenta (cassava), 1722 nucleotides long. RefSeq lists its product as uncharacterized. NCBI's taxonomy places the organism in Eukaryota, Viridiplantae, Streptophyta, Magnoliopsida, Malpighiales, Euphorbiaceae. The record is from RefSeq and is a predicted model, not a curated record. The coding region runs from base 1 to 1722 and encodes 573 amino acids. The transcript is spliced from 2 exons.
AUGGCAGCCUACGACGGAGCUGGUAACCCAAGGGAGCAUGUCAUGAAUGACAAGACCUUUAUGGAAUUACAAACUUUAUCGGAUGCCUUGAUGUGCAAGGUAUUCCCAACGACACUUUCAGGGCCAGCGCGAGCAUGGUUCAACAGCCUGGAGACUGGAAGCAUUGGAAGUUUUGGAGAUUUAGCCACUCGUUUCAUUAGCCGGUUCAUCGCCGGGGUACCAGCGGAUAGGAAGACGAGUUAUCUGGAAACAAGGGCUGAGAAGUAUAUAAGACAGGAUGACGCUCUCGUGACAAGCCGAUUCGCCAAGGGAACGGCAGGCAAGGAGAGAGCCCCGGAGGAAAGGAGGCCGGAGAAGCAUGAAAAGAAACAUGGCAAAAGGUCUGAGCCUUAUAGACAGCCUUGGGAGCGAAGGGACCAAAGACCUUUUCCCCCACGGUCCUCAGAACAAAGGCCACUUCCUUCAUGGGUUCCAGAGAAGCCAACCCCACUUAACGCCUCUAGAGCCGAAGUGCUCGUAGCCGUCCAGGACAAAGAAUUCUUGCAAUGGCCCAAGCCCCUGAAAGCGGAAGCCGACCAGCGAAAUCCCGACAAAUAUUGUCAGUUCCACCGAACUCAUGGUCAUGACACCAAUAACUGUUUCCAGUUGAUUGCAGAAAUUGAGAGGUUGAUCAAGAGAGGGCACCUAAAGAACUUUGUAAAGAAAUCGGAAGGACAGAGACCUCAACUCAAUCCGACAGCUCAAACGCCAAGAAGAACAGGAGCUAACGCUGUGAAUGAUGGGUCCAGUGGAACUAUCAACAUGAUCGUAGGAGGCACGGGAGGUCGGAUGAGCCGAAUGGGGAAAAAGAGAAGCAGAGAAGGAGAAACUAGCAGUACCGAGGUCAUGCAAAUCGUUGAACACUCUUCAACAGCCAUCACUUUCUCCUCGGAGGAUGCUCAGGGUGUUCAGAUGCCUCAUGAUGACGCCCUUGUCAUUGAAGCUGUUAUUCACAAUUAUCGGGUAAAGAAAAUCUUGGUGGAUGACGGAAGCAAGGUAAACCUGUUGCCUUAUCGAGUCUUCCAGCAGAUGGGCAUUCUGGAGGAGCAACUAGUUUGGGAUCAAGCCCCGAUUAAAGGGAUUGGAGGAGCACCAGUAACAGUGGAAGGGAAAGUAAAGCUAGCCCUUACUUUGGGAGAGGCCCCGAGGGCUCGCACCUAUUAUGCGGUGUUCUUGGUGGCUAAACUCCCUCUGAGCUACAAUGCGAUUCUGGGACGACCUGUGCUGUUCGAUUUUGAAGCUGUCACCAGUAUCAGAUACUUGGCAAUGAAAUUCUCCACAGAAGCAGGGGUGGCAACAGUUAGGGGAAGUCAAGAGGAAGCAAGGGCAGUGUACCUGGCUACCGUAACAGAGCCGAGCUUAACAGAAGAAAAGAUGGAUCCAGAAGUCUUGGAGGUCCGAGAUGAGAAAACAGAAGCCAGAAUAGAGCUGGUGGGGGAACUAGAGACCUUCUCCUUAUCAGAAACGGAAACAGACAAAACCUUCAGUCUCAACGCCGGCCUCACCAAGGAGCAGAAAGCCGAAGUGAUGUCCUUGAUUCGAGGUCAUGCAUCAAGCUUCGCCUGGAAGCCUUCGGACAUGCCCGGAAUUGACCCCGGGGUGAUGACCCAUAGACUGAAUGUCCUCCCUGAAGCCAGACCAGUAAAGCAGAAAAAGAGGGUAGUAGGAAGGGAAAAGCAGUAG